This is a messenger RNA of Scutellospora calospora, 365 nucleotides long. Lineage: Eukaryota; Fungi; Glomeromycota; Glomeromycetes; Diversisporales; Gigasporaceae. The record is from the annotation of a GenBank genome assembly.
AAUUGGGAAAAUAUGAUGAAGCAUUACAAGAUCUCAAUAAAGUUUUAGAUGUAUCCCCAGAUUGGGGUUAUCCAUUAGCAUUAAGAGCUUUAUUAGAUUUAGAUAGAGCUGUCGAAAAUAUAAGGGAUAAAGCAUUUAAUAUCGAACAUUCUAUAAUAGCACUUUAUAAUCGAGGUGCUGUAUAUAGUGUAUUGGGAAAAUAUAAUGAAGCUUUAUUAGAUUUAAAUAGGGUUUUGUUUAGGAAUCCACAUCAUUUACCUACGUUAUGUGAACGAAGUAUAAUUUAUGAAGCAUUAGGAAAGACUGAUAAAGCUCUAGUUGAUAUAGAUCAUAUAUUGAAAAUUGAUCAUUCAAAUGAGCAUGCU